GGACGCCGCUGGCUUUGCGUAGAAAACCAUGGCCGUCGCGAUGCAGACGGAGGAUUUUCCUUAUUUACCUUCGGGGCCGGUGGAGGUAAAUAAGAUGAUAAAGGAGCACGGCGACCUGUUUUCUGACUCCCAGUGUAAAGUCUGCAGCGCUGUCCUCAUUUCAGAGUCUCAGAAGUUGACUCAUUAUCAGAGCAAGAAACAUGCCAACAAAGUGCGGCGUUAUCUUUCCAUCCAGAACGAGAAGGAGCCGGCGCUGAAAAAGUUAAAGUCGUCAUCGUCUGAAAGUGACUGUAACAACGGAGACACCGACCGGUCGAAGGUGUGUCAUGUAUGUAACAUGACCUUCUCCUCUCCCGUGGUGGCCGAGUCGCACUACCAGGGCAAAGUUCACGCCAAGAACCUGAGGCUGAAAACCGUCGGCCCCCAGCCUCCAGCAGUAGCAUCCCAAACACCGCCGACGGUCCAGCCGAAGAAGAAACCUGCAGACGAAUCGAGCGGCUCGCCGGCGACGGGCGGCGACGGCAACAGCAACCCGGACCGCUUCUGCUCCAUCUGCCAGGCCUCCUUCAACAACCCGCUCAUGGCCCAGCAGCACUAUGUAGGCAAGAAGCAUAGGAAACAGAUGACCAAGCAGAAACUGAUGGAGACGUACGGUCCUUCCACUGCACCAGCUUCCACACUAAAGGGCUACCCAUGCACCGUCUGCAGCAUCGAACUGAACUCUGUGGAGCAGUACCAGUCUCAUAUUAGUGGCGCCAAACAUAAGAACCAAGUGAAGAAAUCGGGCCUGAACACUGCAGAGAACCAAGAAGCAGCAGAACAGUCGUUCGAGGGCGACGUCCAGUUUGCAGCCGAAGAUAACGAGUACGCUCCAGAGGACACGGAGUACUCAGAGGAGAACCAGUUCACUUGAGGCUGGGCUGGUACAGACUGCAGAGGAUUCAGUCCGGACUUGGAAUGACCCCAAAUCAACCAGCCCCCUUUAACACAUUAACAUCAACCUCAACCUCCACAGACCUUCAGCUCCCGUCAGAGACUCAUCUCAGUAGGUUUCCCCCCUGGAACAGAGUCACCCGGACCCUGGAAUACCCCAGAGUGGUAUUUUAUCAUUUCCAGUUCCCAACUGAAACGGUUCAAGUUUUCUCCUCUAAAGGCCCAAACGCACUGAACGCAUCUCAUCUGACACGCGUCAAUUGAUGCUCCAAUGGCGACCUGCAGCAUUGAAAUGUCAACACCACAGAACCAAAAGGUUGCUAUUUCGUUUUAACGCAGAUACCCUUUAACACCUUAUCUUUUAAAAUGAUUGCUGUUUGAAUGAAAGUUUAAAUUGAUGAUAGGAAAUUGGCGUCAUGCACGCGCUAUAUGGAAGACGUACCACUCUGUUGUACAGUUACAGAGUGAAGCUCCUCUCGCCUCCUAAACAAAUCUUUGGCAGAGUGCAGACACCCCCCUGCAGAGAGCACACAAACCCGACGUCGUUUUAUUUUGGUCUGUCAUCAAGUUACAAAUGGAAUUUAUGUUAGCGACAGCUGAUGCGACCUACUGCAGACUACGUUUGUCAUUUUAACCAGUGAAAGCAACAGCAGUGUCAUUAUAAUUAAUACGUAAAAAAAUUUUUAUUAAGACGACGUCCUCUGGGGAAAAAUCCAAACAGGUGCUGCAGCUGCUGAACAAGAACAGCUUUAGUCGCUGGUUCCUCAUCUGAUGCGCCAAAAUCGAAACAAAUUAGAGGAUGCACCUCAAUCUGCUUUGACUCAUAAUAAGUUUUUUUUUUACUCGUUUGACCUUUUUAAAACAAUACAUGAACUGCAGAACGUGCAUGUCAGAUGCUUUCGGUGCGUUUGAGCCUCAAUGAAACAAGCUUAUGAUGCGGAUGGUAAAACGUCUUCUGUUACAGACCUGCGUACUGACUGGAACCGACUCUCUCCGUGUCGGUGUACAUUAGGGCUGGGUAUCAUGUGACGUCUGUCUAUACUUAAAACUUGUUGGGUUUUUAAAUCCUAUAUGAGAGCUCAGCCAAAAAUAAAACACUAAUAAACGUGCAAAAUUCAGAUGUAAAUUGAUGAAUAUUGUAAGUGAAGAAAACUACAAAUCUGACGUUGUAUGCCAGCUUUCUGUACUCUGCUUCUGACAGAGGAUCAAACCAAGUAUACAAGUGUGAAACCCAGCCUUAGUGUACUUUCUAGGUGUCCCGAUCAAGUGCUUUGGCCCCUGAGUCCAUUUAAUAUGUGGUAUCUCCAAUACUUGUAUUUAUCCAAAUGUUGAUUAGAUAAGUAUAAUCUGACACAUUAAAAUACCAGCUGUAGACUUAUAACUGUUAUUGUUCACAGGCUACUUGAUCAAAACUAAAGGCCCUGGUUAAAAGCUAUUAUUUUCAUCGACCUAACUUAUGGAUUUAAUUCAAAUGAGAAUGUGACAGCUUGAAAUUGAUUUGGUGUGAUGCGAUCAGCUGUGAUUGUUUAACGAGAAGACGUCUCACUCUGUUGGAGUUGUGUGUGUGUGCAGGCCGAGGUAGACCGAACAGCAGAUUGGCUUGUCAUUGGCCAUCAUUUAAUCGAUCUAUUAGAGUAUAGAUAACGGUUCCUAGGGUCAGCUCGGGGCAUUUGUAUUAUACACAUCAAGGGAAUAACAGGAGAAGAGUUUAAGGUUUGGAGACAGCAGGGUAUUGUAAUCAUCUAGCCCCCCCACUAAUAUCUAACCAAUACUAACAUCUAGUACCAGAUCAAAGCAAACGCUGCUUUCCGCUUCACAUCUCUAGAUCCUCCCCUCACCUGAAUAUAGUUGGUUUGCAUCUCCAGUGAAUGUAUUUAUUGAAACGUCUCCUCUUCCUCUGCUUUCUGCAAGUUUUGAGUAUUUCUGAACCGAUGGCCGAUGCGGUGAAAUCGAACUUUUGCACGGCCAGACGAGUCGCUGCAGCCCGUUGUGAUGUCGCUGUCCAGACAGAUGGAAGGAGAACUUUCUGUCCAGAUACUGGAUAUAGUUUGUGAAAACAGAUGUUGUUAGUUUCAUUUUAUGAGAUGUUUUACAGUUGUUUCUUUUAUCAAUUUUUUUUUUUUUUUUUUUUUUUUUUUUUUUUUUUUAAAUUUAAAGCCAGAAUAUGUCCACAACUUUCCAUGGAAAUGUUACUCGUUCUGUGUAAAUUAUUAAGUACCAGAUUGUGAAUUCACUAAAUUUCCUUUUUAAAUGUUCGAUCUGGACAGAGCCGAUAUUUCCCUUCAGGUGGCCCAGAAUUCCUUAUUUACCUUAUUCUUGUUGGCCGAUUCUUUCUUUUUUUUUUUACUGUGAACAAACAAAAUCAAUUUCAUUAAGAUUGAUUUAAUCGUGCGUUCCUGUAAGACAUUACAUUUACAUAAUGUCUGCAGGUUGCAUAAAAGGAGUAAAUUGUUUUAUCGGAGACCAUUAAUGCUGCUAAAAGGGUUAUUUUGAUCUCAAAGAGCCUAAAUUAGAUCCUCUUCUGCUUGAAACAAACCAGAAUUUGUCAGCAACAACAAGCAUUUCAUAGAGGUUGAUGUCAUUUUAUAAAGUUUAAGGAGUCUGGACAGUGUUGAUAACAAAAAAAAAUGGAGAGCUGAAAGGGAUUAUGAUGAAAAACAUGAAUAUUAUCCUCUCAGAUGCAGCGGAUGUGUAACAGCUGUGAGCUUAAAGUAUAAGCUUUUUUUGUACUGUUGAGUUUUGGUUUACUGAAAGAGUUUUUAAAUACUUUCCUUCUGAGCUCUGGGCUUUGUAAACUCUAGAAGAGACUGAUAGAUGCUUUCUGAGCUCUGUAAUAAUGACUGUCAAUAGCAGAGAUUUUCAACAGUGAUGUCAAAUUAGAAAGUGAUGUCAAUAUUAGAGGUAUUUUUUCUUUUUUAAGUCCAUUUGUCCUCGUACAAGACGAUCGGUUGAAUAUUUCAGUAUUGAAUGUCUUCAAACAUGUUUUUUUUUUCAAAGAGGGCUCAUACAUACUGUAUAGUUCAUGGUGUAUAGAAGACAAAUGGCCUUUUUUUUUUGUUUUCACCCUCAGCCUUUGUGUGUUUGGUGUUUUGUGAUUUAAGAUUUAUUUUCAAUAUAUGUUGUGUAAAACUGAGGGGGGGGGGAAAUGCAGCGAAGAUGUGCAUAAAGUGCAGAAAUGUUUUAAGAGAGUUUGUUUGUUUGCCUUAAACACUAAAGUUUUUUCUCUUUUCUCAGUUUGUACAUCCUCAGUUCCUUUCCUCGCCUCCUCACCUGGCAUCUUAGUCCCACCUACCUACCUAUGAUGCAAACUGAGGAGGCGAGGAAAAGAGACACGAGGCAGGCGAGGCUUUUAACAAAAUAAGACAUCUUUGCUUUGGAGCGUUUAAAAGCGAUGUUAAUUAAACAUGACGUGUAGC
Messenger RNA from Anoplopoma fimbria (sablefish), 4349 nucleotides. It is a transcript of the gene znf346, whose product is annotated as zinc finger protein 346. The record is from RefSeq and is a predicted model, not a curated record. The transcript is spliced from 7 exons. Gene Ontology annotation, molecular function: nucleic acid binding; zinc ion binding. Bases 29 to 913 code for a protein of 294 amino acids. NCBI's taxonomy places the organism in Eukaryota, Metazoa, Chordata, Actinopteri, Perciformes, Anoplopomatidae.